AUGGGUGAGCUUGUAAAUGCUGCAAGAACAUUAGGUGAAACAGGAAAUUUUGUAGAUGGUUUUAAAAGACUUGUUUCAAAUGUUUUAACAAACACAAAGAAAUUAUUUAGAUAUACCAUACAUAACGGACGGAUUUUCGAACAGGUAGCAACAAACCCUCCGGUUAUGGCUGCGUUGAUGAUGGUUAGAGAUAUAAAACCACGUAACGACGGGAACGAAGAACAUGAACAACAGAGCCCAACGGGCUCAGAGCCACAUAGUGGCGAGGAUACUGGUCGGGUUAUUCGAGACAUUAAAAACGUGUAUCCUGAAGUUAUUGAUUUAUUUAGAGGAGUUAAUGAUUCAAUUUCAAAACAUUCUAUAACCCUCGAUGAAGAGAAUAAAUUAACAGAUUAUAUAUUCGUCAUUAUUGCAGAAUUAAUGAAGAGAAUAAAUGAAAAAGGAAUUGGUGAUAUCAUUAAUGUCAGCGAUGUAAUGAUGAAAAGAAAUUUUGACUCAUUAUUUACAAAACCGAAAACAGAAUAUAGUCUUUAUGACGUAAUUACCGAAUUAAUGAAAAAGAUUAAUGAUAAUAAGAGUUCUGGCGGAAGAGUUGAAUUAGAAGUGAAUGAUGUUAAUGAGAAAUUAGCCGAAAAAGCAGAUAAAAACCACGUUCAUUAUAUAAGUUCAGACGAACAGAUUAUAACGGACUACCAUGGAUAUUUAACACGAAGUGAUGAAGUGAAGACGGAAGACCCCAAUGAAAGAAGAUAUAAAUACAUUCGUGCUAAAGGUUAUGACAUAAGCUGUACUGUACAGUAUGAUGUAGCUAAAGCACCAGAAGCAUUUGGUUAUACCGGUGAAAUUUAUGCCUCUACUUUCAAUGUUAAUGGUGUAUUAGUUGAACCAAGAUUUACUUUGAGAGUUAAGUCAAAAAUAACGUUUGAAGAUGCUAUUAAAAGUAAAGCUGACAAAGUUGAACUCGAAGCAAUGAACAAAGUUUUGAAAUCUCAUAAACACAACAUCUCCGAUAUAAAUGAACUUCAAGCUACAUUAGACAGUAAAGCCGACAAGAACCAUACACAUAAAUCCUUCACUACUGUUAGAGCAGACGACAUAAUAUUGAACUAUACCCUUGGUUCAAGUGCACCUUUAGAGAAUCCAAGUACAAGCGUAAAAGAUACACUAAACUCCUUAAAUAGUAAAUGUAUGAACAUUGAAGGUCAUGUCAGAAACUUUGAAACACAUGAACUACCAGCAAUGUUAGAUAAAAAAGCAGACAAGAACCAUACACAUACAAGUUUUACAACUGUUGGUAUAGAAAGUAUUGAAGGAACGGUUGAAGAAACUGGUGGGGAUGCAUUAUAUUGUAAACCUCCUAACUUUCCACAAGGUUUAACAUCGGAUGACGACAUAACGACGAUGAAAAACAUUAGAUGUAAAGAUGUUUAUGUCAUGGAUGAUGAACAUAAUAUUAAAUUCACUGCUCAAGAUUUAUAUGACAAGAAAGCAGACAAAACAGAGCUUCAAACAUUAAAGACAGAAAUGCUUCAAACAUUAUAUCCUAUAGGCUCUAUUUAUACGUCAAUGAACUCAACAAAUCCAGCAACAGUUUUAGGUUUUGGUACAUGGCAGCAGAUUGUAGACAAAUUCUUAUACUGUGCUAACUCUUCAAAGCAAACAGGAGGUUCGAAGAAAAUUACUGAAGCAAACCUUCCACCGCACACUCAUACAGGAACUACAAACACAACAGGUAGUCAUUCACAUUCAAUAACAAAAAGAGGUUAUACAAAUCUUGCAGCAGGUUCGGAUAGACAGGGAAUGCAUAGAUAUGAUAUUUCAAGUGACCCAGUAGAUUCAAGCGCAGGUAUUUUCUGUGGAACCGCAGGAAAUCAUGCCCAUACUUUCACAACAAAUCCAACAGGCUCGGGUGCAGAUUAUAUGCCACCAUUUGUGACUGUAUUCGCAUGGUAUAGAGUUCAAUGA
This is a messenger RNA of Trichomonas vaginalis G3, 1965 nucleotides long. Its product is annotated as phage tail repeat-like family. The coding region runs from base 1 to 1965 and encodes 654 amino acids. NCBI's taxonomy places the organism in Eukaryota, Parabasalia, Trichomonadida, Trichomonadidae. The record is from RefSeq and is a predicted model, not a curated record. The transcript has a single exon.